This is a messenger RNA of Podarcis muralis (Common wall lizard), 2383 nucleotides long. It is a transcript of the gene PDGFRL, whose product is annotated as platelet derived growth factor receptor like. The record is from RefSeq and is a predicted model, not a curated record. Lineage: Eukaryota; Metazoa; Chordata; Lepidosauria; Squamata; Lacertidae.
CCAGCACCAGAAAUUCAACGGCUGCUUAAAAAACAGGUGUUGUCCAGGAGCCGGUGCUAUGCGGACACUGAUGGCGCCUCUCCUAGUCCAGCUCAGCUGGGGCCAAUGUGGAUGGGAUUAACGCAGGCUUGGUGGGAAUAAAGAUAUUGAAAACAACCACCACCACCCCCCUGUUCUCAUGCGCCUGAGGAGGAGAGGCAGCUGGAGGGCGUGUGGGGAGGUGGGCGAGAGUCUCUUACUAACAAAAAAAUGGGGCGUCCUCCACCCCACUUAACUCCAAAACUCGCUCCUGAGGCGGCGUCGCUGCCACGAGCGCUAUUAAUGACUGACAGCACCGCGGGGGGCCUGAGGGCGGGAAAGGAAAAGGCCGCUUUCCCCCACAACCGCCUCAGUCGAGCCGGGCCGCCUGCCUCGGCCUCCUCCCGCCGACGCUUUCCCGCCCUCCCGAGUUGACGACGGGCCCUUUUCCCGGCCGACUUCUCCUCUCCUUCCCGCUAUGAAGCCGUGGCUGCUGCUCCUCGGGCUCCUGCUGUUCCACCAAACGCUGCAAAAUGCUAUUGGUCAGCCUGCAAAGAACAAGCGUCCGAAGGAACCGGGAGAGAACAGGAUUAAACCCGCUAACAAAAAAGUAAAACCCAAAACUCCCAAACUAAAGGAGAGAGAAUCCACAGAUGCUUCUCCAAAAAUCCAUUCCAUAAUGACACAGGUGAUGGAUAAGGGGCGUUUUCAGAAACCUGCUGCUACUCUGAGCCUCUCUGCAGGGCAGAAUUUAGAACUGCGGUGUAAAGGAAAUAAAAUUGAAUGGAGCCAUCCUUCAGAUCACAACAGGGUCAGCAUCAGGCAACAUGACAGAUAUGGGCAGCUGAUUCUGGCAAAUGCCACUGCAGCAGACACUGGUCAAUACAGCUGCUGGCUCCUGCAAUGCAGUGGCUACAAUUGCAAGAAGGAUGAGACCAAAACGGGCUCAACGUACAUCUUUUUUGCAGAUAAAGGGGAGCUCUUCGUUCCCUCUGCCAGUUAUUUUGAAGUUGUCUACCUCAACCCAGAUAAGCCAGCGGUAGUUCCUUGCCGAGUGACCAGCCCGUCAGUGAAAGUCUCAUUGCACCAGGAGUUCCCAGCCGAAGAAAUCCAAGUGGAUGGAACCAACAUUAUUUAUGAUGUGAAGAAGGGUUUUAUCUAUAAGCAUCCAACAUCCGAUCACAAGGGAGUGGUUUACUGCAGAGCAGAAUCGUGGGGAGCACCUCAGAUUUCCAUCAAGUACCAGUUGCUUUAUGUGGAAGUCCCUAGUGGCCCACCUUCAACUACAAUCAAAGCAUCAUCCAGUACGGCAGAAGGUGGUGAUGAUAUCAGUGUUCUGUGCACAGUUUUGGGGGAGCCAGAUGUAGAAGUGGAGUUUAAUUGGAUAUAUCCAGGGCAAAAGUAUGAAAGGCCUGUGGUUAUCCAAGACUCUUGGAGGCUGAUCGACAGAGGAAUUGGUCACACCACGAGAAUUUCCGAGAGCCUUAUUACCGUUGAAGAUUUUGAGACCAUUGAUGGCGGAAACUAUAUUUGUAUAGCUCAGAACCUUCGAGGACAGACCACAGUAGCUGCCUAUGUUGAACUCAUCUGACAUACUGAGCUCUCAGACAAGACGGAACAGGAAAUGUAUUGCUGGACUGCUUCUGGCUAGCUUUGCCUUCAGAACUUGAGAUAAGUGCAAACAAAUCUUAAUAUAAUUCAUUCUUACCUUAGAGCAACACAAAUGCAAGCAUGUGGUUGUAAAUGAGGGUUAUUGUGCAAGUGUAGCACAAGGGCUUAGAAACCGAACCAGGAACUAGAAUAUCCAUCACCCAGUGUUGCCUCUCCCACUCAAAGUGGCCUUAGAGAAAUGACCAUCCUAUCUUCAUUAUGGAAACACUGAAUUACCACACAGGGUUGGUUGCAAAAGGGUGCUAAAAUAAGUCUCCAUCACAUUCCAAACACUAAAGCACUAUAUAAAUGCUAAGCAUUAAAUAUAACUCAAGUCACUUUUUAUGGAAAUAUACAUUUCAAAGCCAUAAUCUCACAAUAUUCUUUUGUCAUUAAGAGAUAAAAGCUAGCUAAAUUAACGUUAAAAUUAGCCUUGCGCUUUAAUUUGCACACAUGAAAAGUAAAUAAAUAUCACUUGUAACAUAGAUGCACAUGUCUCCUGGUAGCUUGGAAUGUAAUGUUUAGUUUGCUCUGUAAAAUUUAUUCCCCCUGCAGAAUUAGUCAUUGUUGUACGUUUUGUAGAAAUUGCAGUACAAUAUAUGUGAGUUUUAAUAUGCCAUCUUUAGGUAUAAUAGACAGCUGCAGCCUGAAGGGUUGAUUUUCUUGUCGCUUGUAAAAUACGUAUCAAACAAAUAAAAUACUCUGCAAGUUUUAA